This is a messenger RNA of Lynx canadensis (Canada lynx), 1035 nucleotides long. It is a transcript of the gene GBX2, whose product is annotated as gastrulation brain homeobox 2. Gene Ontology annotation, biological process: regulation of nervous system development; regulation of transcription by RNA polymerase II. The record is from RefSeq and is a predicted model, not a curated record. NCBI's taxonomy places the organism in Eukaryota, Metazoa, Chordata, Mammalia, Carnivora, Felidae. Bases 1 to 1035 code for a protein of 344 amino acids. Gene Ontology annotation, cellular component: nucleus. Gene Ontology annotation, molecular function: DNA-binding transcription factor activity, RNA polymerase II-specific; RNA polymerase II transcription regulatory region sequence-specific DNA binding. The transcript has 2 exons.
AUGAGCGCAGCGUUCCCGCCGUCGCUGAUGAUGAUGCAGCGCCCGCUGGGGAGUAGCACCGCCUUCAGCAUAGACUCGCUGAUCGGCAGCCCGCCGCAGCCCAGCCCCGGCCACUUCGUCUACACCGGCUACCCCAUGUUUAUGCCCUACCGGCCGGUGGUGCUGCCGCCGCCGCCGCCGCCGCCGCCCGCGCUGCCCCAGGCCGCGCUGCCGCCCGCGCACCCUCACCACCAGAUCCCCAGCCUGCCCACCGGCUUCUGCUCCGGCUUGGCGCAGGGCAUGGCGCUCACCUCCACGCUCAUGGCUACGCUGCCCGGAGGCUUCUCCGCGUCUCCCCAGCACCAGGAGGCGGCGGCCGCCCGCAAGUUCGCGCCGCAGCCGCUGCCGGGUGGCGGCAGCUUCGACAAGGCUGAGGCGCUGCAAGCCGACACCGAGGACGGCAAAGCCUUCCUGGCCAAGGAGGGCUCGUUGCUCGCCUUCUCCGCGGCCGAGGCGGUGCAGGCGUCGCUCGUCGGGGCUGUCAGAGGGCAAGGGAAAGACGAGUCAAAGGUGGAAGACGACCCGAAGGGCAAGGAGGAGAGUUUCUCGCUGGAGAGCGAUCUGGACUACAGCUCGGAUGACAAUCUGACCGGCCAGGCGGCUCACAAGGAGGAAGACCCCGGCCACGGGCUGGAGGAGGCCCCGCCGAGCGGCGGCGCCGCGGGCAGCACCACGUCCACGGGCAAGAACCGGCGGCGGCGGACUGCCUUCACCAGUGAGCAGCUGCUGGAGUUGGAGAAGGAGUUCCACUGCAAAAAGUACCUGUCGCUGACCGAGCGCUCGCAGAUCGCCCACGCCCUCAAACUCAGCGAGGUGCAAGUGAAAAUCUGGUUCCAGAACCGCCGGGCCAAGUGGAAACGGGUGAAGGCUGGCAACGCCAAUUCCAAGACAGGGGAGCCCUCCAGGAACCCCAAGAUCGUCGUCCCCAUCCCCGUCCACGUCAGCAGGUUCGCGAUCAGAAGUCAGCAUCAGCAGCUGGAGCAGGCCCGACCCUGA